Messenger RNA from Rotaria sordida, 1548 nucleotides. NCBI's taxonomy places the organism in Eukaryota, Metazoa, Rotifera, Eurotatoria, Philodinida, Philodinidae. The record is from the annotation of a GenBank genome assembly.
AUGGCGACAAGUUCAUUGUCAAAUAAACAGAUUGCUUCAUCUCCUAAUAAUGAAAAUUUGAGUGUACCAAAGAUCGCCGCCGCAGCUACUAAUAUAAUUGACCAUCAUCUGGCAAGGAUCGUUACGGGCAAUGCAGAAAAUUUACGUGCACAUCUUGACUCGAUGUAUAAACUGCUGCGACCCGACGAUCGUCUUACCUUGAUGGUCCAAUUGGAAAGUGGUUUUCCAAAUCGUUUUCGUUACCUAGUCAUUGUUACAUGUGUCGGAAGACAAGAAACAGAAGAAUCGGCUAUUCUUGGUUUCGAUGUCGAUACAAACGAGAUUACAAUCGGUAUGACAUUACCAAUAUGGGCCGAUUUGGAUAUAACACUCGACGGUGAUGGUGGUUUUAAAUUAACUUCGUACGAUCGAUGUCAUAUUUUCAAGCCGGUGAGCGUACAAGCUCUGUGGACUGCUUAUCAGAGUUUGCACAAAGCAUCAAAUCAAGCUCGUCUUUAUAAUUAUAUAGCUAAUAAUGGUGUAACACACAGUUGGAUUGAAUAUUAUCGUAAUCCCGAUAUGCGUUCAAAUCAAAUCUAUGUUAAUGAAUGGAAUCAAAUGGAUGAUAUUUUAUCACAUCGUAGUGAUUCACCUCAUUUAUAUCAACCAUUAUCGUCAGAUGAAGAAACACUUCGUGCUAGAAUACAUGUUAAAUUAAAAGAAAUUAUGUUACAAGUUGAUCUUGAUGAAGUGACAUCGAAAUUUUUACGUGAACAAUUAGAAAAUGCCUUUCAAAUGUCUUUAUCUCCUUAUAAACAGUAUAUUGAUGAUGUUAUGUUACAUAUUCUUGCUCAAAUGGAUAAACCAACAAUGAUAUUACCGCAUUUAUAUCUUGGUUCUGAAUGGAAUGCAUCAAAUUUUGACGAAUUAAAAGCAAAUAAUAUUGGUUAUGUAUUGAAUGUUUCACGAGAAAUAGAUAAUUUUUUUCCUGGCCAUUUUAAGUAUUUAAAUGUUCGUGUACAUGAUCAUGAUGAUGCAGAUUUAUUAAAAGAAUGGGAAAAAACAUUUCGAUUUAUAAAUGAAGCAAAAGCUAAUAAUCAAUGCUGUUUAGUUCAUUGUAAGAUGGGUAUUAGUCGAUCUGCAUCGACGGUAUUAGCAUAUCUUAUGAAAGAAAGCAAUCAUUCAUUUACUGAUGCUUUGGAACAUGUUAAAAAACGACGAUCAUGUAUCAAUCCAAAUGGUGGUUUUAGAAAUCAAUUACUUAUUUAUGAAGGAAUACUUGCAGCAAAUAAAACAUUUCGAAGUAAAUUAAAUGACAGUCAGACAACAACAACAACGACAACAAUUGGAAAAAAAACAGUGGCUACACCUGCAAUAUCUUCAACAUCGAUUGGUACUAAAAGUACAUCAAAUCUACCUGUUCAACGUUCAUCAUCACCAAAUUCUAUAGUUUUUAUGCGAACACGAUCUCCAAAUAAAUCAAGUCCUAUUGUUGUUGUACCUCGACAAACAUCUGAACAUUGUAAACAAACAUCACAUGUAACUACUCGACCGAAUUCCAUGAUUUAG